Messenger RNA from Danaus chrysippus (African queen), 393 nucleotides. The record is from the annotation of a GenBank genome assembly. Lineage: Eukaryota; Metazoa; Arthropoda; Insecta; Lepidoptera; Nymphalidae.
AUGGCCACCAAGUCUUACAGCAAGCACAAGGAGUAUAAGGAAUACUCCUCAACCAGAGGCACUGUCCCUUACACUGACGAACAAUUCGAUAUGCUGAAAUCCGAACUAAUUCCUAAGGGUAGCAAGUUGGACUCUCUAGGAAGGAAUGCUGUGGGCACGAGGGAGUAUCACUACGAAUACAAGGAGGAGAAGCUUCCCGCUGGAAAGUAUGAUAGGAAGGACCUGCACACCGUCGAGGAAUACACGAUCCCCCCAAAGACUGCCCCAAAGUCGGAGACCAGCAGUUAUUACUACGAGCGUGAGGAGAGAGAACUACCCUCCAUCACUACUGGCACCAGGACGUACAACUACGAAACUACUGGCUCAUCACCAGGUACUAAUGAUUUGUAUUAA